Molecule: messenger RNA, 1104 nt
Organism: Brugia malayi
Lineage: Eukaryota; Metazoa; Nematoda; Chromadorea; Rhabditida; Onchocercidae
Exons: 7
Coding region: 1-1104 (367 amino acids)
Biological process (GO): proteolysis; cell death
Cellular component (GO): lysosome
Molecular function (GO): aspartic-type endopeptidase activity
Source: RefSeq, a predicted model, not a curated record
AUGAAACUAACUAUUUUCCUCUGUACUCUUCUAGUAAUACCUUUAUUUGCUGAGCACCAAAUUAACCUGUAUCCUGUGUAUGACAAAUUAAAGCAGCGUACCGGAUAUGCUUUAAAUGUGAAUAUUGGUAAACCGGGAAAAGAAUUCCGUGUCCUUUUGGAUACCUUAACAUCACUUCUUUGGAUUCCUGGAACUGAUCGCGUACAUCCAUUCUGCUACGAUAAAAAAUUUUAUUCAAAAUCUGAUUCAACUUCAUGUACUACAACAUUGUAUACCACUUUGGCACAAUGUUAUGGGCUAAGAGGAGUUAAUUUAUGGAGUUGGAAUGAUGAUAUUAUGAUUCAUACAUCAGAUGGAAAAAGCGUAAAUUUAUUAAAUUCACCAUUCGGUACGCUGUGCCUCUUAAAUUGGCCUGAAUGGGAAAAUUAUCAAGAAAUUGAUGGAAUAUUUGGUUUAUCAGCAUUGCACACUGAUCGCUUAUUGGAAGGCGUCUUUGGCAUUUUUCCGCUUCUAGACAAAGAUGUCAAUCCUCUUAAAAUGAUGAUCCGAAUGAAUCAAUUCCCUCCUCUUAUCACUAUAGCAUUAUCACAGGAAUCUGAUAAGACAGCGACAUUAACGCUUGGCGGACGUAACAGUAAGUCAUGCGAUUUGAGCAAUGAAAAGUAUGAACCACUUUACUUUCUCGGAAAUCGUUAUAAUUUCGAAUUUCUGGCCGUUAAAAUGGGUUAUACGGAGUUUGUGAAAUUAGGCAUUACGCUUACUUAUCCAAAUACAAUGGAUCCAUAUAUCACUGUCCCAGAUGAAUUUAUGAAAAAAAUUGCUUACGAUCUCGGUGCACAGGCGGAUAUAAGAACAGGAAAAUAUUUGGUAGAUUGUGAACAAUCAUUUAAUCCAUUUGAAAUUUUCACCGCUGAAAACAAAUACAUCAUUGAGCCAAAAAAUUUUAUUAUCAAACAUAAUCCGAAUGAUAAGCAAUGUGAACUUGCAUUCCGAAGCUUUAAAGGUUUUGAGCAGGAAGUUAUGCUCGGAUUACCAUUCCUUCAUCAGUACUGUAUGACGGUGGAAGCACGUGAAAAACGUGUUUACUUCGCUCCGAUAAUUUAA